GCGGGCAGUGCGCCUCUGACAUCGUGGCGCGCGGUCAGCGACAUCAACACCGGCGCAAACGGGCAUUUCGAAAAUUCGAAAUUCGAACGUGAAGUACAUGGUGCAGUGAAUAAAAGAUAGUGCCAUAAAAAAAAAUGGUUUGCAAAGUGACGCCAAGGAUGGACACCCCUACACAUAGGAGUGUUAAUAAUGAAACACAAGACGUCCAAAUGCAGGAAGUGGUCGACUAUGAAACUGCUCUGGAUUUAGCCGGUUACGGCCACUUCAGCCGGAGUGCGCUUGGUGCGUGCGCGUGCGCAUUUUUCACGACGGGCGUGCAGAACUGUGUGAUGUCUUACGUGUUACCAGCGGCCAAGUGUGAGCUGCAACUCACUACGUACCAGGCGGGCCUUAUCAAUAUGGCUUUUAUGAGCGGUGGAGUUGCCAGUGCGUUCUUUUGGGGGAUAGUGGGAGACGUGUUCGGCAGGAGAAGCGUGCUCAGCGUCACCUUACUAUUGGACGCUGCUAUCACGCUGGCUCAGAGCACUGUACCUGAUUACAGGCUACUGUUGGCUGCACGGACCAUUAAUGGAUUCCUAAUAGGUGGCCCGUCUACUUUAGUAUUCACGUACCUGUCUGAUUUGGUCGGCGUGAAAAAGAGGCAGUUCUACCUGAAUAUAACAGGAAUGAGUUUCGUGGCUGCUUGGCUUGUGUUACCAGCUUUUGCGUGGCUCGUGAUACCAUUCCAUGCAUCAAAUGCAACAAGCGUCCUCCCCACGUACUCCUGGAGACUGUUUCUCGCGCUGGUCAGUUUGCCAGGCUUCAUAUCUGGUUUCUGGAUAUUGUACCUACCUGAGAGUCCAAGGUUGCUGUGCGAUACCAACAGGAGUGAGAAGGCGUUAGAAUUGUUAACCCUGAUACAUAAUAGUAACAAUGGAAAGACAUCCGAGUUUAAGGUAAAGAAAUUAAUACAAGAUAACAUACUUGUAACGAAAACGUUAAAUGGUGAGCAGAAUAGAACAAAAGCCUUAUUUGUAGGCGUGUUGAAGGACUUGAGGAUGUUCGUGUCGAAGAGUUAUGCGCUCAAAUCUAGUCUGAUAUUAUUUGUUUUCUUCGCAAAUAUGGCUGCAGGUUUUGGGCUAAACCUUUGGAUACCGGAGUUGCUCCUGCGAAUGCAAGGGCGGGAGUGCAAAUUGGCGAGUUUGGUUGAGAGCACACGACUUCUCAAUGCCACCAGGUGGACGGAGAAUAAGCUUGGGAUUACUGGUACAGAAUCUGUGGCUGGUUACAACGACAGCAUUAACGAUGUAGGGCUGAGGGAUAACCAGUGCGAUGGUAGUAUGGAUGACAAUGUGUUCACGUCCGGGCUGAUCGUGGGCGCAUGCUGCGUGCUGGGCAACGCAGCGUGCGCGGUGGUAUGCGGGCGCGGCGGGGCGCGCGGCGUGCGGCGCGCGGCGGCGGCGUGCGCGGCGGCGUGCGCGUGCGCGUGCGCGUGCCUGGCCGCGUGCGCGUGCGCCUGCGCCGCCAGUAGCAGGCUGGCCGUGGCGGCCGCUGCUGCGCUCAAUGCCGCCUCGCUCAACGGGAACGUAUUGCUGAUCAGGUUGCUGCUGCAUGCGCUGCCCGCUAAGUUGAGUGGUCUGGGGGUGUGUUGGGGCGCGUGGUGGGGGCGGGCCGGCGGCGUUGUCUCUAACCUCGCUGUGGGAGUCCUGCUCGACUAUUCCUGCCCGGCUCCAUUUAUAUCUGUGGCUGCUCUGCUUGCUGUAUCAAUUGGUGCCAUUAUGAUUAUCAGACUAGAAGAGAACAAAGAAGCAUCCCAGAGUACCGACGAUGGUGAAGACAAUGAGAAAAAUACUGGAUUAGAUAGGUACAUAUCUACUCAUAUGUAGUUAGAAUAGCCAAUUAGCACAAUAUUUCUCACUCGUUCUUCUAGAACGAGACGUACUAUUUUAAUUUCUCUCUGUUAUGUUAUAAACAGGUCGAUCUUCUCUAUGAGAGAAUAGCCAAUAACAUGCAUACUGCCAUACAGUUCUCUUUCGUCCUGGACAUGUAUCUUCAUAUAUUAAUUUUAUACUCGUAUCGCGUCCCGGAUCCUCUCGAUCUCAAACGAGACUAGCCAUUGAGCUGUAUAACUUCUGUUUUAGAUGCUUUAACCUGGUCUCUCGUUGUGGAUGUCAAAUAUUUGGUCAGUCGUUAGUACAUGAAAGUAAGUUUAUCAUAGAAUAAUGUAGUUGUAAUUAGAUAUUUAGCAAUUGUUAAUUGUGGAUGGUGAAAAAUGAAAAUGUGACGGAAUAAUAUGAUUUUCAUAUUUUUUUAUUAUAUAUAAUUACUUCUGCGGUUGCAUGCUUUAUAGCCAAUGGUUUUCUUAAACGUGUUAUGGUAUUUUUGCGUGGUCUAUUUACAUAUUCUUUUGCCAUCACAUUAUCCGGUAUCUAGAAAUGUUAUUACUGAUAUUUUCGUCAUUGAAUGAAAAAUAAUUUGAGUGAUGAUUUAAAAUGAAUGUUUUCAAAUAGAAUGGUACUUAAAGAUAAUACUAUGUGCCUACUUGUUGUGGAUGUGCCUAUAUUUAAAUAAAUAAGUAAAUAAAAAAAAGGUAAUAUAAUGUAAAAUAUUUGGUUUAUUUUUGUAAGUUGAAAUGUAGGAGAAUAUUUUUAAUAAAUCGAUAGAUGUGAAUUUAAAUAUUGGCAUUUAUAUUGAUUUUUAUAUUAAAUAUACUAAAAUAUUAGAUGAAAUAAAAAAUGUGUAAACAUUUUGUUAGAAUUUUUGUAGAAAUUCAUUUUUUUUUUUUUCAAAAUUGUCUGUUUAUUUCAUGUUAAAGUUAGUAACUUGAAACAUUAGUUAAUAAUUGAUAAUUAAAUUAUAAAGCCUGUUUUGUGAAUUUAUUUAUUACUAUAUUGGUUGAUAUACUGCCAUGGUGUUAGCGCUAGCGUAUAUGAAUUAUGGUGCUUUUUUAAAUAACAAGUAAUCGUUAAUAUAUUUUUGAGCUAUCCUAUCAUAAAAUUUUACGAAAUUAAUUUUAUUAUAUUAUUAUUUAGUCCAAUUUACUUUCAAAAUUAUCAUUACAUAUGUUUUUGAAUCUCAUAUCUAUUCAGGAUUACAUAACCGUGCUAUUUUAUGGAAAAUACAGAAAAAAUAUAGAGAAAUUUAGAUCUAUAUUUCUGGGGAAAAGAUGUUCUAUGAUUUUUUUUUUUAAUAUUUGCCAAUAUUGGAAGUUGCCUUGAUAUGUUCAUUCUAAGAUACCUACCUCUAUUUUCGAUUUACUUAUUUGUUGUUGUUGGUUUUACUGGUCAGAAUAAUAUUCGAACUUGGAUUUAGAUUUGGUAAUUUUAUUAUUGAUAAAAUUGUAACGGAAUUGUUUACCUAUACUGCUGUAUAAAAUAGGUAAUUUUUUUUUUUAAUAAUUUAAGAUACAAACAGCAUAACAAAAACUAUGGUCGGUUUAACACUUCACAUAUUUUCAGAAGAGUAAUGUUACGAAUUAUACUUUAUAUAUUUAUUACUUGUGAGCUUUUUUUAUAGAAAUUUGCUAUAGAGGCUUCUGACUGAGAAAUAAAACUGAAUUCAACUAUUUUCGAAUUGAUAUCUGUUUUUUUAGUUAUUGCAAGAAAAAGAAGUGGGGAAACUACUGGUUUACAAAAUCAACUAACACUUAUUUUUAAUAUAUGUAAUAUUAAAAAUAAUUCCACUGAGUUCCCACGGGAAUAACAGAUAUAGGGAAUUUGCACGGGAAACAGGUCACUUAUUUUUUAAAUAAAUAUCAAAUAUACUUUUCUAAAUGUAUUACUAAGCGUAAAACUCAAAUAGGCCAGACCAAUUUGGAUUAUGAAGAGAAAGGAAGGAUGUCCUCCAUAUUGGAAAAGUUACCCAUAAAUGCGAAAAUAUCCCAUUUUUACUUUUGCCCCUAAAACCUUUCCCAAUAGUAUUGGAAAGGUUGUCUGUAGGGUCUGUAAUAAAUAAAUAUUAUUAAGUGUAACUUGUUGAUACUUGUAAAUUUAUAAACAUUUUUGCUUGAGCACCUCUGUCCUAUUCGUUUUUCUACCGUGAAAUAGUUGUGUUUGCAUGGCUGUGUUUUGGUUUGAAGGAUGGGAUAUGGUAGUGAAUUUACAGGGUACAGAGGAAUAACACCUUAGUCCUCAGGAAUGGCAACGCAUGGGGGUAUCAUGGGCGAAACAGUAAACUCUGUUAUGUCCGUGGUACUGCUCAUGUAUAUAGGCGACGGUUACCACUUUCCAUCAGGUGGGCCGUCAGCUUGUUUUCUAUUCUAAGUUGCAUAAUUUUUUUUUUUAUUUUUAAUGUUUGAAUAAUGAAUGGGUGAAUGUAAAUUGGUGCUUUCAUGAAUAUAACAAUGUGAUAGAUAAGUAGUACUCAUUAUGUAUUUUUAUAUUCUACAUUCUGUUUAUAAUUAAACGGGAAGAUAUUGUGCCUUUUUUGUAAAUUAGUAUAAAUUAUGUGAAUGUUAGGUUAUUAGAAAAUAUGUGU
Messenger RNA from Galleria mellonella (greater wax moth), 4455 nucleotides. RefSeq names its product synaptic vesicle glycoprotein 2B-like. The transcript is spliced from 11 exons. Gene Ontology annotation, molecular function: transmembrane transporter activity. The coding region runs from base 135 to 1865 and encodes 576 amino acids. The record is from RefSeq and is a predicted model, not a curated record. Gene Ontology annotation, biological process: transmembrane transport. Lineage: Eukaryota; Metazoa; Arthropoda; Insecta; Lepidoptera; Pyralidae.